CCUCUCCAAUUUCUAUCCGUAACCUCGCUUUGUCUCUCUCCUCUUCUCUCUUCUUUUGCCCGAUCUCGCCAUCGUGAGACAAAAUAUCAUUCCAACCAAAGAUAUCACCCCCAACAAAAUUUCCACUGGAGGAGCAUCGUCACCUAGCACACAAUGGAGUCACCCAAGAAAGCCGCCAGUACUCCUCGAGGCUGGACCGAUGCAGAGAAACUCGGGAUCCUCUUUCAGCUCAUCUCAAGGCCUAUCCCAUGGGAGACGAUCGAGCUUCCUCCAGGUCGCACUCUGAAGGCUGUCCAAGUCAUGAUCGACAAGGAAAAGUCCAAGAUUCGCAAGGCUCAAGCUGGAGACGGAGAAGCCAAUUUUGAAUCUAUUCCUGUCCCAACUCUCGCCGCCAAAGGCAAAAGCAAAGCAGCGAGCGCUUGCAAGGCUAAGGGUGUUGGCAAGAAACGUGGCGCCGAUGACAAGGUCAAGGACGAAGAUCUCGAAGAUGACGAAGUCACCGAAAGUCCAAUUGCUGCGCGCAAGAAGGUCAAAGCCGCGUCUGCCCCCGCGAAGAAGACAUCCAAAGCUGGCAAAGCCAAGCAGGCCACGGUAGAAGACGACGAGUCUCGUGGAGACUCUCCUCAGGUCAAAGACGAAAUGAUCACUGACGAGGGUGAAGGAGAUGAAGAGUAGGGAAUCUGAGCCUAGGGGCAGCAGAGGCCGAGCGCGCCGGAUACUGGAUUGAAUCGACGGUCGAGGGUUUCGCUGAUGACGUUAUGUGUCUCCUGUGAACGGGCGGUAUACAUCUUCCUAAUUCCACACCUUUCGUCGU
Molecule: messenger RNA, 814 nt
Organism: Dissoconium aciculare CBS 342.82
Lineage: Eukaryota; Fungi; Ascomycota; Dothideomycetes; Mycosphaerellales; Dissoconiaceae
Exons: 3
Coding region: 154-675 (173 amino acids)
Source: RefSeq, a predicted model, not a curated record